Phaeodactylum tricornutum CCAP 1055/1 is the source of this 993-nucleotide messenger RNA. RefSeq lists its product with no specific name. The record is from RefSeq and is a predicted model, not a curated record. NCBI's taxonomy places the organism in Eukaryota, Bacillariophyta, Bacillariophyceae, Surirellales, Neidiaceae. The transcript has 2 exons. Gene Ontology annotation, molecular function: heat shock protein binding. Gene Ontology annotation, cellular component: cytosol; mitochondrion. Bases 76 to 993 code for a protein of 305 amino acids.
CCGACUCUUACACACCAACCGCGUACCCAUAUACACGUACACGAACCCUUAAACACAUACAAAGCCAUACACACAAUGCCGCACGCGGGAGCUGAAGCAUUGAAAGGCGAAGGCAACGCCUUCUUCAAGGCGGGUUCGUACCAGGAAGCCAUUGACAAGUACUUGGCGGCGACCAAGUUGGACCCUUCCGUCCCGGCGUACUGGUCCAACAUGGCGGCGUGUUACGAAAAGCUGGGCAAGUACGAGGAAAUGGCGGAAGCCGGACGUUCCUGCAUCAAGGCGGAUCGGACCUUUGUCAAGGGUUACUUCCGUCUCGCGACGGCGCAAAAGGCGCUCAACGAUUUGGAGGGCUGCGUCAAGACGCUCGAGUCGGGUUUGGCCGUGCAGUCCUCCAACGCGGAUCUCAAGCAGAUGAAGAAGGAUCUCAUCGAGCUCCAGCGGGCCGAACAAGUCGCCGCCUACUGCACCAAGGCCAACGAACAGUUGCAGAACGGUGACGUCGUGGGCGCCUACAAGACGCUCGAUCUCGCCUCCCGACUCGACGCCGGCAACCCCGAUAUCCAAGCUCUCACCAAACGCGUCAAGCCCAAGUAUGACGCCAUGGAAGCCAAGCGUAAGGCCAAUCUCACGGGACCGGAAAUCGCCAAGGAGAAAGGUGACGACGCCUACAAACAGGCACAGUUCGAAACCGCCGUCGAAUUCUACACCAAAGCACUCGACGCCCUCAAAAAGUCCGGACAGGGACAAUCUGAACUCGCGCUCAAGGCAUACGCAAACCGCGCCGCUUGUUACAAGCAAAUCUCCAACUUUGACGGAACCAUCAGCGACUGCACUGCCGUCCUCGAAGUCGAACCGGACAACGUCAAGGCACUCAUCCGACGCGCACAGGCCUUUGAAGGCGUCGAACGAUACCGAUUCGCCCUCCAAGACGUCAAAACCGUACUCGCCAUGCCCUUUCAAAAGGUCGGCAAGACCAAUCUCGAUCUCUCAUGA